GACGCAAACAAUCAGCGAAAAUGCGAUACGUUAAAUCGAUCGCUCGCAUCACGGUUUUGUUCUUUGCCUGUAGGAUCCUUAGGGCAUCUGAACCAAUGUGUUUGUCACGUUUUGACUACGACGAGAAAAUGUUGCUUAAAAUACUGAGAUUUGAAGACGCUCUUGAGAAGUUCGACAAGAAGAUUUCCGACAUUGUUGAUAUGUUUGACAACAACGAAAGAAAGAGGAACAGUGAAACAAAGGAAGCAGUGGAUAAAGCGAAAUUAGAUGUGAAGCAGAUAAUGGAACACAUACAACAAAACAUUUCAAAUGUGCUUAUACACGACUCAAGAAAUAUUCGAACGCAGUUGCAGGAAGUAGAAACACUCAGAGCUAAGAUGAGAGAAGAGCUGAAGUGUAAAGAGCAACCACAGGUUAUGUUUAAUGCCCGUGUCCUGUCUGGCGAUUAUACCUUUGUAAGAAACCAAGACGUUGUAUUCAAAGAAGUCCUGAUCAGCGAAGGUGGAGGCUAUAACUCUAACACGGGUCACUUCACGGUGUCCAUACCUGGAGUUUACAUGUUCAAUGUACAGAUUUGCUCUCUACAUGAGCAGAAUUCUUGGUUUGAACUUGUUCAUAAUGGCAGUCCACUUCAGAAAUCAGCACAUUUUGGUGGAAAAGGUUGGAACACGUGCGUAGAUAUGCAAGCCUAUGCUAAAAUUGCCUUGGGAGGCAAGGUCUGGGUGCGGAGUACAUCUAAUAGUAGGAUGUAUGCUGAUACCGACAGAUGGAACACCUUUGCUGGGAUGUUAAUUCGCAUCUAAAAAAAAUAGUAACGAUUUGCUAAAAUUGUGAAUAUAGUCAUAUAUAAUAACAUAUAUUUUGAAUUAUGGUUAUGUCUCUUAAGUAAAUCGACAAACACACAGUGUUACACUCUGUUCGUACUAAGAAUCGAUAGUUAUGAUAGUCGAACCAAUUUAUUGAUAUUCAUUCAUGUUCAGUCCUUCAUCCGAGAAAGUCAUAGAUGUUAACGUUACUUCAUCUAAAAAACAAACCAUAUUCUGCUAAAGGUGCCCCGUCCAGCAACUACUUCUUAUAUUUUCGCAACUUCUUAAAUUCUUAAACACUACGACUUUGAUAUUGUUUUUACUAAGUUUAGCAUAUUACAAAUUUACGCAGAUAAAUGCAAAGUUAUUGCCUUUGAUAUCUAAAGCUGUAUUAUAAUGAUCCACAUUUUGUAUCAUAACUUGUAUCAUUAAUACACUGUAUACUAAUACCUACGAAUAAUCUAUACUUGUCAUUGUUUUGUAAUUCCGUUAUAUUGUAAUUAAAAUUCUACGCCUCUA
Messenger RNA from Dreissena polymorpha, 1325 nucleotides. RefSeq lists its product as uncharacterized. Lineage: Eukaryota; Metazoa; Mollusca; Bivalvia; Myida; Dreissenidae. Bases 21 to 803 code for a protein of 260 amino acids. Gene Ontology annotation, molecular function: protein binding. The transcript has 2 exons. The record is from RefSeq and is a predicted model, not a curated record.